This is a messenger RNA of Emiliania huxleyi CCMP1516, 1188 nucleotides long. RefSeq lists its product as hypothetical. The transcript is spliced from 3 exons. The record is from RefSeq and is a predicted model, not a curated record. Bases 1 to 1188 code for a protein of 395 amino acids. NCBI's taxonomy places the organism in Eukaryota, Haptophyta, Isochrysidales, Noelaerhabdaceae. Gene Ontology annotation, molecular function: catalytic activity.
AUGGUGCGCCUCCGACUCCACCCCAGCUUCGGCGUGUGCCUUCGCGACCAGGAGCAGCGGUGGGUGUCUCUGGAGCAGGCGCUUGCCGCCAAGGCCGCUGCUCUCUCGGCGGCGGAGGAGGAGAUCAAGACGAGCGCCGGAUCGGUGGUCGCCCUCCUCGCGUGCUCCCCAGCCGUGCUCGAGGCGGCCACGGAGCUUGCGGCCGCCGCAUCGGCAUCGUGCGUCGUGGAGAGCGGCUUCGUCUUGCCCUUUCAGCCGAGGAGCUUUCGCGACGCCGGCUCCUACGUGCAGCACAUGUCGCAGGCCGUGCGCGGAUUCGUUGCGGUGGCCGGGAAGGAGGGCCACCUCCUGCAGAUGGCGCUCUCGCAGAUCGGCAAGUCGCUGCGGCUGCCCUUUGGCGUCAACCCGGCUGCGCGUCCCGGCUACUACCACGGGAACCCGUGCACCUUCAUCGCCGACGGCGACGAGGCCCCGUGGCCGUCGACCUGCGGCUGGCUGGACUACGAACUCGAGGUCGCCGUGCUGAUCACGCGGCCCGUCUCGCGCGAGGCCACCGCCGCAGAGGUGGCCGCCGCGCUCGGCGGAUUCGUGCUCAUCAACGACUUUUCGGCGAGAGACGUGCAGGCCGACGAGCUGGUCUCGGUCGGCUUUGGCUUUGUCAAGUGCAAGGCGGCGGCGACGGCGAUGGGGCUCGAUGCGCUCGUGCGGUACAUGGCGCUCGACGAGGGCCUGCAGCCGGGCGCCCCUUGCUGUGAGCUCAUCGGGAUGGGCACCGUCCCGAACUGCUGCGGCCUCGAGAUCGGCAGGCGGCCCGCAGCCCACGAGGUGAAGGAGGAGGCGUCGAGCUUUGCCCGAGCUUUCCCUGAACCGUUCCGUAGGUGGCUGCAGCCCGGCGACGAGGUGGCGCUCUCCGCAGAGGGGCUGGGCACGCUCACAAACACAGUCGGCCACCCUCCCGCAACGGCGCAAAACUUCAAGGAGGUCGAUUGCGGCGGCGGCGCGCCGCCCGGUCGCCUCCGCACCGCUUUGCGCUGCGCGCUGCUCGCAGUGGCUCUGCCGCCGCUCACCUUUGCGCUGAUGGUGGGCGGGGCGCUCUCCGCGCUGCUGUGGAGGGGGCCAGCAGGCGUUCUACGCUCGCCGGCGCCAACUGUUCCGGCCAUUCGACGCGCAGCGGACAAGCGGAGGUGA